AUGACAGCUUUCCUUCACACACCAUUUUUGUGGGUGUGUAUAUAUCUGACUUGGGGAGAAUUGGAAAAAAACACAGCUUUUUAAUUUGUUUAAAACAGACCUUCUGCCUGUUACAUUUUGUGCUCUUAACCAAUUAAAGAAGCCAGUGGCAUUUUUAAUUUUAUAUUGUGUAUGUUUUCCACUAGUAUAUCUCCAUUGAUUUGUUUGUGCCCUUUAUUAACUGCCAUUUUCUAAAAUUUUUUUCAAUAAAAGGAAAGAAGAUGUGAAAAAAUGGAGUUGUAUAGUCUUGAUGGAAGGAACAGAACAACAAGUGUUACGACUAGAAGUUCCUUUUAUUUUUAGGCUGUUUUACUGAUCAGAAACCUGUGCGAACCUGUAGAUAAGAACUGCUAGCUUUCCAAGGAUAACAAUAAUGACACUCAGUACUUUGUGCCUGCCAAUAUUCCAAGUACUUGACAUGUAUUUAACUCACUGAUGCUCACAACAGUUCUAAGAAGUAGGUGCUGCUGUUACCCCAUUUUAUAAAUGAGGAAAGCAAGGCACAAAAGUGGAAUAAUUUGUCACACAGCUGGUAUUAGAACUGGAAUUUAAACUUGGUUUGUCUGGCUCCAGAGUUGUGAGUUGGCAUCUUUUCCAAUAUUUUCCCACUAUAAUCACUUGCCCAAAUCCUGUGACCUAUGGGAAUAUUGUCUCUCUUGCUUACAAAAGUACAAUUCCAGCUGAGCCUAGUACCUAAGACUUUUUAUUCAGUUUAUAAGAAAUUAAUCCUUACCACAUUUUCCAAUGGGAAUGUUGCCCUAUCUAGUGCUGCACAGUGGGGGAUUAUGGAACAUCACUGGACAGGGAGUUGAAGCCUUGGAUUCUAUACUCUUUACUCUUAAAAACUUUGGGGCGGAUGUCCAAUGCUCUGGAUCUCCGGUCCGUUUUGUGGAGUCCUCUCUUGCGGGCCGGAACUUUUGCUUGGCUGCCAGGCUGUCCGGGGAAAUUUUAGGCGGUGAUACCUACCCACUGAGAGGCAACCCAAAAGAUAAGAGCUUGGGGCGAGGGGACCGAGGGUAGGGACGGAGGGGUUGAAAACGGAGCGGAGCCACGUUUCCGUGGCUUGCUUGCGAGUCGUCUGCGGUCAUUCUCUGCACCCCCUCCCCUCUCCCCCCACCGCCUCCGUCUCCUCAGCCUCGGUGGUUCUCCCGCGCUUCGGUGCCUGAGACCUGAGGGCCGCCCGGCGCCCAGCUGCGCCCCGAGAGAGAUGGAGGAGCCGGAGUCCCGCGGAGAGGUCAUGGAAGAAGUGACAUCGUGCUCCUUCAACAGCCCUCUGUUCCAGCAGGAAGACAAGAGAGGGAUCACCUACCGGAUCCCAGCCCUGCUCUACAUCCCCCCCACCCACACCUUCCUGGCCUUUGCAGAGAAGCGCUCCACGAGCAGGGAUGAGGAUGCUCUCCACCUGGUGCUGAGGCGAGGGUUGAGGACUGGGCACUCGGUACAGUGGGAACCCCUGAAGCCAUUGAUGGAAGCCAUGUUACCUGGGCAUCGGACCAUGAACCCCUGUCCUGUGUGGGAGCAGAAGAGUGGCUGUGUAUACCUAUUCUUCAUCUGUGUGCGCGGCCAUGUCACCGAGCGUCAACAGGUCAUGUCAGGCAGGAAUGCAGCGCGCCUCUGCUUCAUCUGCAGUCAAGAUGCUGGCUGUUCAUGGAGCGAGGUGAGGGACCUGACUGAAGAGGUUAUUGGUGCAGAGGUGAAGCGUUGGGCCACAUUUGCUGUGGGCCCAGGUCAUGGCAUCCAGCUGCAGUCAGGGAGGCUGAUCAUCCCUGCAUAUGCCUACUACAUCCCUUAUUGGUUCUUUUGCUUCCGGCUACCAUGUAAAGCCAAGCCUCAUUCCCUGAUGAUCUACAGUGAUGACCUAGGGGCCACCUGGCACCAUGGCAGGCUCAUUAAGCCCACGGCAACAGUGGAGUGCGAAGUGGCAGAGGUGACUGGGAGGGCUGGCGACCCUGUGCUGUAUUGCAGUGCCCGGACACCAAACAGGUGCCGGGCAGAGGCUUUCAGCAUUAACAAUGGUGAAUGCUUUCAGAGACCAGCCCUGAGCAAUCAGCUGUGUGAGCCCCCGCAUGGCUGCCAAGGCAGUGUGGUGAGUUUCCGGCCCUUGGAGAUCCUUCAUGGGUACCAGGACCUGAAUGGUAAAGAUUCUCCUACCAUUCAGCAGAGCCCUCUGCUGGACAGCUCACUGUGGCCAGAGCAGGAAGGUGGAAUUCUGUCCAAAUCUUGGCUCUUGUACUCACACCCAACCAGUAAGAAGCGGAGGGUCAACUUAGGCAUCUAUCUCAACCAGACCCCCUUGGAUGCUGCCUGCUGGUCCCGCCCCUGGAUCUUGCACUGUGGACCCUGUGGCUACUCUGAUUUGGCUGCUUUGGAAAAGGAGGGCUUGUUUGGAUGUUUGUUUGAGUGUGGGACCAAGCGAGAGUGUGAGCAGAUUGCCUUCCGCCUGUUUACAGACCGAGAGAUCCUGAGCCACAUGCAUGAGGAUAGCACCGGCCCUGGUAAGAACUCUGAGCCAACUGAAAGCUAAAAAUUGGCUUAGGACCCAAUUUUCCAUAGAAAGGAAACCACAGAAGGCAACCACAGCCAGGAUAAUGGAGGCCAGGUUAAUAGAGUUUAUUAAAGUCUACAGAGAAUCCAAAAACUUAAUAUUCUGCUCCCCACCUUUCUUCACUUCUCCAAAGAGCAAAAUGAAAAUUUUGCCGUAGCUACCGCAGUGGAAAGAACUAUGAGUUGGGAAACGAUGAUGUAGUCCUUGGUUGUCCACUGGCUUGCUUUGGAACCUUGGACGUGUCACCUGAACUCUCUGGGCCUCAGGUCUCCAUCUGUAAAAUGAGAGGAUUGGUUCUGUGAUUUUUCUUCUUCCCAUUCCUAGGAACAGCAGAGUGACUGCAUAGUCCAUGAUCAGUGAGUCCUGGCUGUAUAGGUCUCUGAUAGGACUCUGAUCUCGAAAUGGAAGUCAGAGGAUUCAUCUUUUCCAAUGACUCACCACUCAUCCAGGUGUGAGGCUACAAGCAGGUGUUCUGGCACAAAGGAAGAUCUGGUUUAUUAAGAACAAACACACCCUCACCCUUCUAAUCAUGCUUAGAACUCUACAGGCUCUCUAUCCUAGAGGAAUUGGGCAGAACAGUAGAAUCAUGAGGUCACCUACCUUCUCCAGCUUUGCAGCUCUGCUCAAUCGUCCCUUCCUCAGCCAGAAUGCUAUUUCCUAGGGAAUAAAAUGAGAAACUCAAAGCCAGUGGCCCCCAAGGAUGAUACUUACUGUUUCUGAUGGCAUCACUCCUAUGAAAGAUGAACCUGAAGUACGUGUACUAGGAUGGUGCCUGAUGAGAAAAGGACACGGAUCAGACUUUAAAGCAUUAGACAAAACUUCCCAUGUUCUCUGCCCUCAAGGAGCUCACAGUUUAUGGGGCUAGAAGUGUGAGAAAAUUCAAGCAAAUCAGGGCAGCUGGUUUGUAGAUGUUGGGCUUUAAGUUGGGGUGAUGGUAGCUCCUAAUGUCAUUGUCUUAGUUGUAUCUUCAUUGUGCUUGGAGUCAGCAGCCCCAGGGCUUGGCCAGGUCGCUGGGUUUCCCCCAGGUCUGUUUUUUUUUUUUUUUUUUUUUUCCCUCAGAAUAUUGCUCUGGGCUAGUCACUCCUUUUUACACAUGAAGAAGGUCUUCACCAUUAGGAAGGUCUCUGGACUCCAGACCUCUGAAUCAGGCCUAUUUUUUGUACCUACUGCAAUCACUGUUUGUGAAGUCGAGAUGCCUCUUUGAUAGAUUUGGGGCUGAAAUUUGCCAGUGCUGAAUGUCUCAAAUGAUACCAGAUUGGUUCCUCUUAUUUUAGAUUCAGUUCUCCAUAGCCUGUUAUUAUAACAGAAAUUCUAUCAAAGAUACGGUUUUUCUCCCUAUUUUAGGAGAAGAAUACCUCCAACUUGUAUCAAAUAACUAAAUUUGGUGCCAAGUAAUGGCCUGGAAAGCAAGUCUUGGUUGUAGAACAGAGCCCAGGAGGCAGGGGUUGCAGUUGUACCUGUCAUAUGGGGGAGAGUCUACCAGGAUGAAGGUAGAGAUUAACUUCACCUACUUCUGCAUAUGGCUUUAAGCCCAUGGCUUAGAGUGACUUUUUAAAAUUCCCUCAGCCUCUCACCCAUUUGUCAAAGUUAUCCUCCUAGUACACAGUUAUGAUCACUUAUUCACUCAUUUGUACAUUUAUCUAAAUAUUUUCGAGAGCUGUGCAUAAUGUAAGGUGCUUUCUAUUGCCAUUCCCUGGUUGAAAAUCAUUUGUGGCUCCUCAAUAGCCUACUGAAGGGUUUUUACAUUUAGUCUGGCAUGUAGAGCCUUCCGUUUUUGGCUGAGAUAAUGAAUACAAAUCUCCACACAAAUCUCUAAACAAAUCUCUCUUUGUAUGAAGCCCACUCAGAGAAGAUCUCUGUCAAGUUGGCAGUGGAGGGGGUGACAGAAUUGGUGGUACAAGGAGGAACAGGGGAAGGGCAACCCAUUCCUGACUAGUGGAAGCUUCUUGUUCUGCAAAGCUUUCCUGAGCACCAUACCCCAAAUAGAUAGGAACCGUGGGGAUGGCUUCCUUCUCUAACAGGGUCUAAAGGAUGAAGAGAAUGAAAAGCAAGAAAAGAGGGUUGGGGACAAAGGGAAUCCAGAAUGAGGAUUAGGAAGAGGAACAGAGUUGGCAAUGGCAGCUAUGAAGAAAGAACAGCAAGGAAGGAGUCCCGGCAUGUUUAGGAGGAGAGAGAACAUGGCCCAGAUAUGAGACCUAGGCUGGAGAGGUGGUGUGGGUGGUGGCUGCUGUGAAGAAGAAAUGACAACAGGCUGGAGCUGUUUGCCAAAAUGUGGGGGAAGGGACAGAGGCCCACACAGGCUGGCAGUUUAGGCUAUUGAUAGGUUCCUACCCAGCCCUGUAACUUUAAGCUGGUUUAACUCGUUCAUGUUCCAGGUGACCAACAGAAACUGCUGUAGGCACUCUGACUCUCUUUGUGCCAAGUACCCUAGGCUUUCCAGGCCCUUGGGAACUUCUUGCGACACUGGCAUCCUAACAGCGUCCAUUUCAGGCCCUCUCACGUUGGUAGAAUGAAAAAGAUGGGGCAGGUAAUGGCAGCUGUGAAGAAAAGAGGAAGGUAGACUGGAGGCCUCUAAUCUAGAGGCAUGAAGAGGACUAUAGAGGCUGUGGUCCCUUUGCCCCCAGAGGCUCCCACCCUAUCUUUGGACACUUAGAAUGGAUCCAUCCAGCACACAUGGCUCAUCACUGGGAGAGCAAGAAAGCAUAGGUAGGGGCCUCCUGCUGCUGGUCUGUGUCCAAAUCCACCUCCUACCCCUUCAACUUGCUGGUCCUGCUCAUGCUCCCAAACCCCUGAUGCCUACACUCCUAGGCUCCUACUAUUUUUAUUUCAGGCCCUUGUUAUUUGGUGGUUUAUUUGGAUCUGUUUCUCCUGGUCACCGAUCUCCCCUCAUAUCCUUGGGAUAUCAUGCAACUGUAGCCAUAGAUAAGAGACAUUGCACCUUGUUUCUUGGGUAGCCCAAGGCACCCACAGAGGUCAACAUAAGGCUGCUUCCCCUGCCUCCUCUACAGGGCAGUAGGUUUCAAUACUUCUACUUCAGCCAGAUUAGGCUGCUCUGUCUUCUUCAGUAGGCUGUGCGUUUUCCCCACUGCAUUAUUCAAUAUAUGUCAUGUCAUCCUUUCCUUGCUCCUGCAUAGUGCAUAGUUGGAGCCUCCCUCCCUCUGGUCAUUACUACAGGGUGCAAUAUAUCAUUAUUGUCUGUCUUGUGCCCUCUAGGCAUCUGCUGGGUUGUGAAUUCCUUGAGGGCCAAGUCUGUAUGAAUCCUCUAUCCUUUUUACCUUGAAUUACAGUGAUUUCUUUAUAAAAAUGCUUUUUCUAUUGGAUUCUGAACUCCCUAAGGAUAAGGACUGUGCCUGAUUCCUUUCUGUGUCCUCUGCACCCAGCACAGGGCCUGGAGCAGAACAGACAGCAGUAAAACUAGGCUGAAUGAAUAAAGGAAUCAAAAAUCCUGGCCUUCUGGAGCUAAGUGAGAAGGCCGGGGCAAGCUACCCCAUAGGGAGGAGCAUAUUGCAUCCCUCUGUGGAUUGGAUGGUGCUCUAAACCCACUGAACACUCACCCUAAAUGAGUCUUCUUUUUGCUGGCCUGCAUCCGGGUCAGUCACAGUGCUUCCCGGAAAAAGAGCUUUUCUCUGGCUUUAGCUGCCUGCCUGGAUGUGUCAGAAUCACAGCCCAAGCCCAAAGCCAAGCCUUGAUUUGGGUUCUCAUUUCAGUGCUCUUUCCCCUCUGUCCCUAAUUGGAGUUUCUGUAACUGCUCCUUGUCCAAGACUCCAGGAGAGAUGCUGUGCUUCCAGUGUGUAGCGAGCAUGUCUUGGUUCUGUGAUACCAAGUGCCAGAAGUGCCCUCUGUACUAUAGAAACUACCAGGACUCUUGGAAACAAGAGAGAUGAAUAAAGAGUUUAAUUCUUAUGACUGCUAUUUGUUUUGUUGAGGUCAAACUGUGAGGUGAUUAUCAUCCUAAUACUUAUAUCUAGUUUGUACCCAACUACUUUUGAAAAAUAGAUUUGAGGCCUUUUCUUGCUUUUCAUCAGAACUUUUACUUCCAGAAAGCUUUAUUGAUAAUAAUCCUUUGUACUUUUAUACAUUGACAUUGGAACAUAGUUGCUUUUUGAGGGAAGCAGGGCAGAGAUUACCAUGACUGGUUAGAUUGCAUAUUACACAUGAGCUAUAAAGUAAUUAAGUGAGGGAACUGGGAUACACAGAAUCUUCCCAUCUGGUACCAUCCAGUCUACCUACCCUGGGGCUUGUCACUGCACAUCUUCUUUUUACACAACACCCUGAGGUUAUUCCCAAAUUGUAGCUAGUGAGGCCACAAAUACUUACCUCAGUGAUACGGGGUGAUAGCCUUCACUCAUGACUUUUACUUGACUUUGUACUCUGCUUUCUUAAAACAAAUUGUUAAAAAGUUUUACAUGGGCAUCUCUUUUAUCAUAAAACUAAGGGUCAUACAUAAAAUGACAUAAAUGAAAGCAUAAAUGUACAGAACUAAUAAUUUACCUCCUAAAAAUAGUUUUAUAAUAAUUAUUGAUAUGAUCAUUUUUAAAAAAUCCAGUGACCUAU
Messenger RNA from Canis lupus familiaris (dog), 7138 nucleotides. It is a transcript of the gene NEU3, whose product is annotated as neuraminidase 3. The transcript is spliced from 5 exons. Gene Ontology annotation, molecular function: exo-alpha-sialidase activity. Lineage: Eukaryota; Metazoa; Chordata; Mammalia; Carnivora; Canidae. Gene Ontology annotation, cellular component: cytoplasm; membrane; lysosome. The coding region runs from base 1247 to 2563 and encodes 438 amino acids. Gene Ontology annotation, biological process: ganglioside catabolic process; oligosaccharide catabolic process. The record is from RefSeq and is a predicted model, not a curated record.